Messenger RNA from Pecten maximus, 3869 nucleotides. RefSeq lists its product as uncharacterized. The record is from RefSeq and is a predicted model, not a curated record. The transcript is spliced from 6 exons. NCBI's taxonomy places the organism in Eukaryota, Metazoa, Mollusca, Bivalvia, Pectinida, Pectinidae. The coding region runs from base 230 to 1624 and encodes 464 amino acids.
AACAUGUGACUUCGCAAUCAGCAAACGUCCAUUGUAGGCAACGGAGAGUUCAGCUUUUGGCUGUUGUCUUCUUUAUGUUUAUAUGAAAUAUCACGCAUUGAUGCUGGAAUUGGACACCGCUGGACACCACUGGACACCGCUGGACACCGCUGGAGAAUAUUUGAGCAGCUGAGACAGCUUGUGAAAUCCAAAAACAAUGUAAACACAUAGUGUCAUCUGAACCUCGGAAAUGAAGUUGAUCGUCCUCGUUUAUUUCCUGGUCGGAAUAUCACACCAUGAAGGAGCCAACACUAGAGUUCCAAAGUGUAAUAAGAAUUAUGUUCAGAUGCGAGACAGGAGGAUAGAAAACAACACUUAUUUACAGAAGAUUCCUGAUGCGGAAACUGACGAAAUUCCAACUAGUGGAUAUCGGUUAGAAGUAAACAACACCGGUCCAGCAGUCCUGGACUCAAAAAUAAAUUUUCUUGCAAAGUUGUUCAACAAGACCGGUCAUCUUGCUGAUUCCACCUCAUUCCUGUAUGUUUGGAACAAUGAUGCAGAUUUUCACGAGUUACGGAAGGAGGACAAUUUUGAAGCAAACAUGACUCAAAUUUAUACUUUUAUCUUACCUAGUCGAUAUACAAUGCAGGUGUGUGUGUACUUCAAGGAGGAGAAAUUGGCAUAUACUAAGUAUCAUUUGGUCGCCAGAGGAGAAACCAGGUUUACAAUAACAUCUACACUGAAUGGAAAAAUAGAUGUUAAACAGAAUCUAACUCAUCAGAAAAAUAAGAAAAUUCUGGCAGCAGAUACCCCAAUAUAUUUCUCUGUGAAUCUGACGGACAGGUUCCAGAUGAAACCGACAUCCUCUUUCCAUUGGUUUAAUGGGAAAACGUUACUGGGCCAGACAAAAACGCCAAGGUUUGUGUUAACAUUGAAGAAACCAGAAACAGUGGUGAAGUUGUCUGUUUCUGUCAGCACGUCACUAGAUGAUGCAUUUCUGCUGAAGAAAGGAGAAUGGUCAGAGGAUGUACAAGUUAAAGAUGCAAUACAGUUGGUCAGAUGGAAUAUGUCUGGAAGUUCUUCUGUGGAUGUAAAUAACCUUCUGAACCUGACCGUGUACUACCAGGCAAGUAAUCCAACAGUAAUAUGCUGGGAAGUGUGUGAGGCCAAUAGAAAUUCCAGUAACUGUGGCAACACAACAUGUGACCACCCAAUGACAGGAAACAGGAAGCAGUUUGAUGUUAGGGUUGGCUUCCCGAAUGUCGGCCUUUACCAUAUCCACUUCCGGCUAGAGAAUGAUGUUAGUCUGCAACACUACAGAACAGGCGUCGUACAUGUCUAUGAUACAGAUUCUUACAGUUCCCAUGGAUAUGCUAUCCCAGUUUUCUUCACUUGUCUUGGUGUGGCCAUUCUCCUGGUGACAUCUGUAUACAUCGUGCGUUGGAAGAGAAAACCCUAUGUGGAGACUGCUGAUUUUGAUUUCCACCCAUCCUUGAACAGAGAUCAGUCUCAUCCAAUUUUAACCGGGAUCAAGAGCACAAUCAGUCAAAUAUUUCAGCCAAAGCAUUCAUACAGUUCCUUACAGCAGCCGACAACUACAGCAAGAACUUAUGGUUCCACAAGUGAUAACACUGCCCCUCUAUAAUCUAAAGGACAAAAUGAUAUUACAGAAAAACAAAUGGAUUACUGCAGCAGAGUUUAUUGUAUUGCUGGUCAAGAACAAAAGAUUUUAAUGUUACAGUGAAUCAGGUUUCUGUACUUUCAUAGUUUUAUGAACUUAGAUUAAAUGUACUGACUCCACAUGGUUGAAGCCAUGUUUGAUAUCUAAUAUAAGUCUGUGAUCUGUGGUCGAAACCAAGUCUGAACAAAUUCAUACACAUUAUUAAUCAUUUUAUUGUGACAUGUUUGAAUUGUUUACUCGUUUUAGUGCUGUGACAUAGAGACUAAGGUGGAAAUGGAAGGAAUUGUUAAUAUGGUGUUUUAUCACCCAGUUCUAUGGUCUCCUUUUCUGCCAGUUUUGUGGGUUUGUCUUUAUUUUUAGCUCGACUGGUCCACAGGAUCACGGUGAGCUAAUGCCAUAUGUUCUUUUGUGAUAUCUUUGAAACAGUUGAGAUCCCUUCCCCAUAAAAGUAUAUAGCAUUGUUGGACAUCAAGAGAAAAACAAAAUAAUGAUAAAAAAUAGGCCCUGGGGUCUUUUUUUUCCACCCUGAAAGACUAAGUUCCUUUGUUAUAUCUUUAAAACAGUCGAGAUCCCCGCCCCAUAACCAUAUAAAGCAUUGUUGGGCAUCAAGAGAUAAACACAAUUCUGAAAUAAAAGUAAGCCCAGGGGUCUUUCCCCCCCCCCCAAGGGACUUAGUUUCUUUAACCACAAUCAUCUUGAGACUGGACUGUGUUACUGGGUCGCAUCUUUGAAUCAGCUGAGAUUCUUACCCCAUUACCAUAUAUAAACUUAGUCAAUAUGUGGUCAAAUUAACAAGGUCAGCAAUACAGGACCUCUUGACCUCUUGUUUUUAACUAGAUUUCCUUCAAACUUAGUCAAUAUGUGGUGAAAUCAACAAGGUCAGCAGUACAGGACCUCUUGGCCUCUUGUUUUUAACUAGAUUUCCUUCAAACUUAGUCAAUAUGUGGAUGAUGUCAUUGUUCAGCAAAUCAGACGAAGUGUAUGAAGAGUUCUGUUGGUCUGAUGUUUUCCAGACAGGCGAGUCUUCCUCCUCACGGCUUUGGUAAAGGGGAAUGUUGGGUCAGGCACCCUGCCAUUCAGUGUUCUGGUUUCUUUUAAGAUAUCUGAACCAGUCAUUUGAUUUCCGUGUAAAUAGUUCACACAGAUAUUUGAACCAGUCAUUUGAUUUCCAUGUGAAUGUUUUAUACAGAUAUCUGAACCAGUCAUUUGAUUUCCAUGUAAAUGUUUUAUACAGAUAUCUGAACCAGUCAUUUGAUUUCCGUUUAAAUAGUUCACACAGAUAUUUGAACCAGUCAUUUGAUUUCCAUGUAAAUGUUUUAUACAGAUAUCUGAACCAGUCAUUUGAUUUCCGUGUAAAUAGUUCACAGAUAUUUGAACCAGUCAUUUGAUUUUCAUUUGCAUAAUUCACACAGAUAUCUGAACCAGCUGAUUUCCAUGUAAAUAGUUCACACGGAUAUUUGAACCAGUCAUUUGAUUUCCAUGUGAAUGUUUGAUACAGAUAUCUGAACCAGUCAUUUGAUUUCCAUGUAAAUGUUUCAUAGAUAUCUAAACCAGUCAUUUGAUUUCCGUGUACAUGUAAAUGUUUUAUACAGAUAUCUGAACCAGUCAUUUGAUUUCCAUUUAAAUAGUUAAUACAGACAUCUGAACAAGUUGAUUUCCAUGUACGUUUCAUACAGACAUUUCAUACAGACAUCUGAAUCAGUCAUUUGUUUUUAUUUCCAUGUUUCCUGCAGAUAAUCAGUCUCGUACAUUUAUCUAUGUAAUACAUUUUUUCCUCUUGAGCGAUUGAUCAAUCGUGAUUAAAUUAUUGAUACAUAAUAUCCUCACCAUUUAGUAUUGUACUGUAGGCUUCCUUUCCUUGCUGAAGUCAUGCUUCACAUGUUCAUAUUAUCAUAUUACAUCAUUGUCAGAUACGCACGGUUGAUUGCACUACGCUAUGCUACACUUAUCACCAGGUGUAGCCUAGCAUAGUGUACAAUCAGCUGUGGGUAUCCGGAGAUAGCAUUACCCACGAAACUGUGAUAUUGGAUAUUGACAAAGACUAAAUGAUUGUAUGGAAAGCGAUCUGUGAUAGGUUCAGUCAUUGAUCAAACUGUGGAGAUUAUUUAUGACAUUUAAAAACUUUAUAACUUUUGAACCCAUGUACCCUUUGCUUUACUCACCUACCCUUUUGUAUUAAGCAUGUGAAAUAAAGUUAAUGAACAAUAAA